AUGGCAUUGCGGUUUGAGGCCCUGCACCCGGAGGGAAUCUGUCCUGGAUGGAGCAUCGUGGUCAAGGGUGAGACCAGUUCCAGCUCAAGCAUGUUUGAAAUUAAUUUGCUCUGUGAGCCUGGAGACCAGAUCGCUCUCCACUUUAACCCUCGCCUCUCCAGCUCCAGAAUCGUCUGCAACUCCUUCCUCAACAGCCACUGGGGGCAAGAAGAGGUUAACAGCACCUUCCCCUUCAAAGCCAAGGAGCCCUUUCAGGUUGAAAUCUACUCUGACCAGGACUAUUUCCACGUUUUCAUCAAUGAAAACAAAGUCCUGCAGUACAAGCAUCGGCAGAAGAAUCUUUCGUCCAUCACCAAGUUGCAGAUUCUCGAUGAUAUUGACAUUUCUUCAGUGGAAAUCACCAAACGAGGUCUUUACUAG
Lonchura striata (white-rumped munia) is the source of this 420-nucleotide messenger RNA. It is a transcript of the gene GRIFIN, whose product is annotated as galectin-related inter-fiber protein. The record is from RefSeq and is a predicted model, not a curated record. Lineage: Eukaryota; Metazoa; Chordata; Aves; Passeriformes; Estrildidae. Gene Ontology annotation, molecular function: carbohydrate binding.